ACUAAUGCUAUCUGUUGAGACAGAAAAUCCAAAGAUCAUAGACUUUAUAUACAGUCUAUGAUAUACAUGAGAAGUGUAUAAAAUAGUAUAUAUCUACGUAAUAUACUCAUGUCUAAUGUUUAAGUCAUAUGGUAUAACUGCACAAGUGAUUAAUUUAAUACACCAUUCUGUCUAUCCAUCUAUCUAUCUAUUAUUAUAGAAAUGCUUGCAUUUAUAUUAUAUCUGUCGUUCUCUUUUAUUAUCAAUAACAUUUAAUAACACUAUGUUGUUUGUCUUAACCAUUGAUUCUAUGGAUUAUUUAUAGUGUACACAUUCUUAAAUCUUAAGCAUUAGUAGUAGUAUCUAUAUAUUGUAAAAAAAAAAACAUUGGAGUAUCGAUGUAAUAGUACCGAACUAUGUAGUACUGUCUUAGUAACGUCUAGGUAUUGAUGUAGUCAUAUCUAAAUAUUGUAAGAUUGUCUUGGUAAUGAAUGAACGAUGUAUAAGUAUUGAUGAGUUAUUGAAAUCAAGAUCCAAAUGUUCUUCACUACAAGACUGAAAUCAGGUUUUGUUAGACAUGUGUACACAAAAGAUGACGUCUCAAAGUGGCACAGAGAUAACGUUGCAGUCGAUGGCGAAAGGCCUGGAGUCAGGUCCUCUGUGGCCACUAUCUCCUCGACCAGUCCUAAACCUCUCCUUCCACCCAUCGGUACCGCCACCGAGAGGAUCAAACGUCUUCUUCAACCUAUUAUCUUCAGUCUGAACAAGGUCGGCGCCUCCUCGGUCGAAGCGGGGGAUUAUUCUCGAGUGGACGAGCAGCGGGGCUCUGGGAAAGCUACAGGUGCCGCCCUGGAUGGCUCCGGGAAGCAAGACGACCACAGUGAAAUCCUUGAAAGUACCCCUAAUCAACCUCGGCGGAGACGUCGUGUCCGUCGCCGUGGCCGACAGACUGUUGAGUAUGUGUUUAGAGGUGAUAAUUUCAACAUCAUCGCUGAUGUUAUCAUUAUCAUCACGCAUACUCUACUUGGCUCUAUGUACUUGAAUGAUUGUCCGGCUGCACCUGUCCUGCCAGUCUACUUGGUGACCAUAGGCGCCCUCACAACAAUAGAUCUCCUCAGUUGCAUUCUAUGUCGGACUUUAGCUUUACAAAACUGGUUGGACUGGACAGGAGUUGUCGACAUUGCAUCUGUUUUCUUUUCGGCGUUAUCCUUUCUUGUCUUCAUUGCAGGUUGUGUUUCGGUAUUUAGCCUGAAGUCAUUCUCGUUCGAGCCCAGUCACCGCCCUCGCUACUGUCACCCAGCCAUCUACUAUUUCACUCUCUCCACCAUAUCGGCCUUUCUUCUUCUCGUGCUGUUCUCGUGCCUGGCGCUCUGGGUGCUCUACUGCCUGGCCAGCUACCACGUCAUUGGACUGCACGUGAACGGGACUCACCAAGGCGUUCAGGGGAAUCCCCAUCGCCCACUUCUCGUCGGUACUGUGGUGAACGUGUAGAAACAUCAUUGUACACUAACAGAAAUACAAGUGGGACUUUGAAGUUUUCAUCAAAAUUAUCGGUGAAAUAAAAUAUUUAAAAAAAGGGCGGGAGGGAGGUCAAUUUAAAACAAAAUGUUAAGUAUUUGGGGCAUGAUUAUACCUGCAAUGACUACUGAAGUUACUAAUUAAGUCAAAAUUGGAUUCGAUCCUGAUGGGUGCUACAACUAUAGCCAACAUUGGAUUCGACCCUACACCGCUAGCACGUCUACACGCCAGUGGUUCCCGGCACUAAACGUGGCAUGCAGUUGGAACGCAUGAAAACAUUGCUAAUAAAUUCACAAAAUAAAAUGAUCACUCCCUUA
Molecule: messenger RNA, 1814 nt
Organism: Biomphalaria glabrata
Lineage: Eukaryota; Metazoa; Mollusca; Gastropoda; Planorbidae
Exons: 3
Coding region: 517-1470 (317 amino acids)
Source: RefSeq, a predicted model, not a curated record